Molecule: messenger RNA, 3078 nt
Organism: Sorex araneus (European shrew)
Lineage: Eukaryota; Metazoa; Chordata; Mammalia; Eulipotyphla; Soricidae
Gene: ZNF398
Product: zinc finger protein 398
Exons: 6
Coding region: 120-2033 (637 amino acids)
Biological process (GO): regulation of transcription by RNA polymerase II
Cellular component (GO): nucleus
Molecular function (GO): DNA-binding transcription factor activity, RNA polymerase II-specific; RNA polymerase II transcription regulatory region sequence-specific DNA binding
Source: RefSeq, a predicted model, not a curated record
CGGUGCCCACAAAGCGCCAGCUGCGAGGCCGCUGCGGGCCGAGCGCCGCGGAGCCCCCCGCGCCCCCGCCGCGCCCCCCAGCCGCCCAGCCGCCGGGGGCCACCCCGCCACGCAGCGCCAUGGCCGAGGCGGCCCCCGCUCCGACCCCCGAGUGGGACUCCGAGUGUCUCGCCUCCCUGCCGCCCCUGCCCACGCCCCCCGCCUCCAGCGACGCCCACCUGCAGACCGCGGCCAUCUCGCUGUGGACCGUGGUGGCCGCCGUGCAGGCCGUGGAGAGGAAGGUGGAGGCGCACAGCCGGCGGCUCCUGCACCUGGAGGGCCGCGCGGGCGGCGCCGAGAAGAAGCUGGCGGACUGCGAGAAGACGGCGGCCGCGCUGGGCCACCAGCUGGAGGGCAAGUGGGCGGUGCUGGGCACCCUGCUGCAGGAGUACGGGCUGCUGCAGCGGCGCCUGGAGAACAUGGAGAACCUGCUGCGGAACCGCAACUUCUGGGUGCUGCGCCUGCCGCCCGGCAGCAAGGGCGACGCCCCCAAGGUGCCGGUGACGCUCGAUGACAUCUCCAUCUGCUUUCCCACGCCCGAGUGGGAGAAGCUGGAGGAGUGGCAGAAGGAGCUGCACAGGAACAUCGCGAAGGGCGGCUCCGAGCCGCUGGCCCCCGAGGAUUACGCCAUGAACCCGCCGGAUGUCCUGUCUCAGAUGCAGCCCGAGGGAGAGUGUGGGUCAGAGGCCCCGGCAGGCCCCGAGGGAGCCGAGAUCCCAGCCCAGCCCACAGAAGAACCUGGCCUCUCCACGUCAGACAUCCUGUCCUGGAUUAAACAGGAGGAAGAGCCUCCGGCCGGGGCCCCUCCGGAGCCCCCCGAGAGUGACGUCUACAAAGGCACCUUUGCUGACGGAGAGCUGGUCAUUAAAUCCGAAGGCCUGGCCACGGCCCCCCUGUGCCCCGAGGGCCCCGCCACCUUCUCGUCCCCACCCGACCCCGCGGCCAAGGACACCUUCCCGGACGUGGCUUUCAAAGGCCCGCCGUCUGCGCCCAUGGCCCCGUUCGGACACCCGGGCCCCGAGCUGGCCGAGGCCCCCGAGGGCCAGGUGACCUUCACGCAGCUGGGCGGCUUCCCGCUCCCCGCGCCGGCCGCCGAGCCGCUGCUCUCGUGCCCGCGCUGCGGCAAGGGCCUGCGCCAGGACGCGCUGCCCAGCCACCAGUGCGGCCCCGCGGCCGGGCCGGGCCUGCCCUGCGCCCAGUGCCCCAGGCGCCUCCCCGCGCAGCCGGCCGCGGGCCCGGGGCCCGAGGCGCCGCCCACCUGCCCACACUGCGCCCGGACCUUCACGCACCCGUCGCGCCUCACCUACCACCUGCGCGUGCACAGCAGCGCCGAGCGCCCCUUCCCCUGCCCCGACUGCCCCAAGCGCUUCGCCGACCCCGCGCGCCUGGCCGGCCACCAGCGCGCGCACGCCAGCGAGCGCCCCUUCCGCUGCCCGCAGUGCGGCCGCAGCUUCAGCCUCAAGCUCAGCCUCCUGCUGCACCAGCGCGGCCACGCGCAGGAGCGGCCCUUCUCCUGCCCGCAGUGCGGCAUCGACUUCCACGGCCACUCGGCGCUCAUCCGCCACCAGAUGAUCCACACGGGCGAGCGGCCCUACCCGUGCCCGGACUGCAGCAAGAGCUUCAUGCGCAAGGAGCACCUGCUCAACCACCGGCGCCUGCACACGGGCGAGCGGCCCUACCCCUGCGCGCACUGCGGCAAGAGCUUCAUCCGCAAGCACCACCUGCUCAAGCACCAGCGCACGCACACGGGCGAGCGGCCCUACGCCUGCGCCGCCUGCGGCAGGCGCUUCCGCUACAAGCAGACCCUCAAGGACCACCUGCGCGCCGGCCACGCCGGGGGCUGCGGCGCGGACGGGCAGCUCGCGGGGCAGCCGCCCGACCCGCCCGGGCCGCCGCCCCUGGACGGCCUCGAGACCGCGGGGCUGGGGGGCAGCGCCCCGGACCUGGAGGCCGGGCCCUGGUACCGGGAGGGGAGCGCGGGGGGCGCCCUGUAGCCGCCCUGGCGUGGGGGGACCCGCACUCACAGCCCCCCCCCACUCCCCAGGGGCGGCCCCUGCCCUCACCGGACCAGCCGUGGCCCAUUGACCAGCCUGGCAUUUCUCACCCUCAGCAGCACGCCCCGUUUUGAACCCGGGAAAGCCGGGAAGGUGGCCACGCGUGCAUCUCUCCGCCGUGGCUGCCCACGUGAGGUCCCCCACCAUCGCGCCCCCCCUCCCCCGUGCGGUUCAUCGCAGCCCCGGGAGAGGGGCGGGGGGGGGGGAGCCCAGGAGAAGGACCCCAGCCGUGACCCUGGCAAGGCAGGGACCGCUGAGGGCCGCUCAGGAAUUCCUGGGGUUGGCGAGCAAGCGGCCGCCUCAGCCCCUGCUCCUGCCCCCCUGCCCUGCCUCCCUGGGGGCAUCGUCUCCAGCACCUGAAGGACCACCCGCUCCCAGGCGCUGACUCCAAACUGGCCGCCUUCCCUGGUUCCCGCGGCCAGUUCUCACGUGGGGGAGGAGCGCCCGGAGUCUAAGGCUCCUUGAGGGACGUCCAUCCUGGAGCUGCUGGCACCCUCGGGGUCAGGCCCUGGUGUAGAACCCAGAGCCGGGAAGGCCACUUCUUGCUGCAUUUACACUCAGGUCCCAUCUCCCCGCCGCAGCCUGUCCAGCCCCCGUGUGAGGGUCCUGCCCGGCCCUUUCCCGGGACCUUUGCUUCUGGGUUCUCAUUCCCGAGGCCUCCAAGGCCCCCAACACCCGGGUUUGCCGGCAGUCACCAAGCACUAAGCACCUCUCCCUGACCUGGCCGCUGUGUUGCUCUUAGCACCAGGCCUCGGCCACACGUGUCCGUUGUGAGGGUCCUUCGGAGCAGGGCCUGUCCCCUCCGUGGCUUUGCAGUCCUUCGCCCUGACAGAUCUCAAAUUCUCCUCUGCGAAUUGAGGCCCUGCGAGGGAAAACACGGCGCCUCCCGAAAUAAAGUAUUUAAGGAGCUCGCGCUGCGUUCCUGCCGGGAUCUCUCUCUGGCCCCCGGCCGGGAAAGGCCCAACAGGGUAGUGCCAACACUCGA